Messenger RNA from Scutellospora calospora, 354 nucleotides. Lineage: Eukaryota; Fungi; Glomeromycota; Glomeromycetes; Diversisporales; Gigasporaceae. The record is from the annotation of a GenBank genome assembly.
AUGAUAGCAGAUUCUAUUAGGUUUAAACUUCAAGAAUAUUGGGAACAUAUUGAUGAAUUAACAACAAUUGGUACUUUGCUAGAUCCACGAUCAAAGACUAAAACUUUUAUAGAUAUUAAUCAACGUGAUAAGGCUAUAACACUUUUGCAUAACAAAGUAGAAUUAUUUAAAAAUGAUACUAAUAGAUGUAGAGAUUUUCUAAUUCUUGCAAGUAUGGCAUCAUGUUAUUUAAGUAUACAGGGUUCAAGUGUACCUUCAGAACAGAUAUUUUCUAUGGCUACAAAUACAAUAACUAAGAUUCGAUAUAAUUUAAAGCCAGAUACUGAACGUUCAGCUAUAUGUCUUAAAAGCUAG